Manis javanica (Malayan pangolin) is the source of this 2521-nucleotide messenger RNA. It is a transcript of the gene FGD2, whose product is annotated as FYVE, RhoGEF and PH domain containing 2. Gene Ontology annotation, cellular component: cytoplasm. NCBI's taxonomy places the organism in Eukaryota, Metazoa, Chordata, Mammalia, Pholidota, Manidae. Gene Ontology annotation, molecular function: guanyl-nucleotide exchange factor activity; metal ion binding. The record is from RefSeq and is a predicted model, not a curated record. Gene Ontology annotation, biological process: filopodium assembly; cytoskeleton organization.
UCUUUCUGCACUGAAGCCGGGAGCAGGCCUGCAGAGCCCUCCGCAAAGAGAGAGCAGAUUCCAGAAUGCCUUAGCCCUUCUGUGACUCUGGGUGUUGGGUGGGUGCUGAGUGCCUUGGCUGGAAGCCUCCCUCCCUGCUUCAGGGGCAGCUGAGGGCCGCCUUGGAGGCCUGCAGGAUGGAUGGGGCAAGUGAGGAGAAGCCGGCAUCUGUGUCCAAUCUGGUGGCUGUGUUUGAGAACAGCAGGGCCCCAGGAGCAGCACUGAGAGCUCACAGGCUGGAGGCCGAGCCUCAGCACCCUGGAUGCAGGCCUCCUCCACCUGCAGAGCCAUGGGAGAAGCCUGAAGUGGAGGAGGUCCUGGAGUCUGGGCCCAGGACCAUCAGCAGGAGGUACCUGAACUCCUUGAAAAACAAGAUAUCCAGUGGGACCUGGAGGAAAUCUUGCCUGCCUGGGACCAGCCCUGAGCCCGGGACGCAGGAGCCUGAGGAGAAGAGGAUUGUCCAGGAGCUGCUGGAGACAGAGCAGGCCUACGUUGCACGCCUCCACCUGCUAGACCAGGUAUUCUUCCAGGAGCUGCUGAGGGAGGCCCGCAGCAGCAAGGCCUUCCCGGAGGACGUGGUCAGACUUAUCUUCUCCAACAUCUCCUCCAUCUACCAGUUCCACACACAGUUCUUCCUCCCAGAGCUGCAGCAGCGGCUGGAUGACUGGACAGCCACGCCCCGCAUCGGUGACGUGAUCCAGAAACUGGCCCCCUUCCUGAAGAUGUACAGUGAGUAUGUCAAGAACUUUGAGCGAGCCGCCGAGCUGCUGGCCACCUGGACUGACAGGUCUCUGCCCUUCCAGGAGGUUAUCAGCCGCAUUCAGAGCAGUGAGGCCUCAGGCAGCCUGACGCUGCAGCAUCACAUGCUGGAACCUGUGCAGAGAAUCCCACGCUACGAGCUGCUGCUCAAGGAGUACGUCCAGAAGCUGCCAGCCCAGGCCCCAGACCGGGCCGAUGCCCAGAAAGCCCUCAACAUGAUCUUCUCAGCCGCUCAGCACUCCAACGCAGCCAUCACAGAGAUGGAGAGGCUGCAGGAACUCUGGGAGGUGUACCAGCGCUUGGGCCUCGAGGAUGACAUAGUAGACCCUUCUAACACUCUGCUCCGUGAAGGCCCCGUGCUCAAGAUCUCCUUCCGCCGCAGUGACCCCAUGGAGCGCUACCUUUUCUUGUUCAACAAUAUGCUGCUCUACUGUGUGCCCCGGGUCAUCCAGGUGGGCGCCCACUUCCAGGUGAGGACCCGCAUCGACGUGGCCGGGAUGAAGGUGCGGGAGCUGACUGAUGCCGAGUUCCCCCACUCCUUCCUGGUGUCUGGGAAGCAGCGCACCCUGGAGCUGCAAGCCCGGUCUCAGGAGGAAAUGAUUUCCUGGAUGCAGGCCUGCCAAGCAGCCAUUGACCAAAUCGAGAGGCGGAAUGAAACCUUCAAGGCCGCAGUCCAGGGCCCUGAGGGGGACACCCAGGAUCAGGAGCUGCAGUCCGAGGAACUGGGCCUCCGGGCACCGCAGUGGGUCCGGGACAAGAUGGUGACCAUGUGCAUGCGCUGCCAGGAGCCCUUCAACGCCCUGACGCGCCGUCGUCAUCACUGCCGGGCCUGCGGCUACGUGGUGUGUGCCAGGUGCUCCGACUACCGCGCUGAGCUCAAAUAUGAUGACAACAGGCCCAACCGAGUCUGCUUCGCCUGCUACACCUUUCUCACCGGAAACGUGCUCCCGGAGGACAGGGAGGACAAGAGAAGAGGCAUCCUGGAGAAAGGGUCCACAGUGGGGUCUGAGCAGAACCUAAUGUGCAGCUUCCUGCAGCUCGUCGGGGACAAGUGGGGCAAGAGCGGCCCCCGGGGCUGGUGUGUGAUCCCCCGGGAUGACCCCCUUGUGCUCUAUGUCUACGCUGCCCCUCAGGACACGCGAGCUCACACCUCCAUCCCACUGCUGGGCUACCAGGUGACCACUGGGCCCCAGGCAGACCCCUGGGUCUUCCAGCUGCAGCAGUCAGGCCAGCUCUACACCUUCCAGGCUGACAGCGAGGAGCUGAAGGGCCGCUGGGUGAAAGCUAUGGAGCGUGCAGCUGGCGGCUGGAGCCCUGGGGAGCCCGACAGUGGGGACCUGUCUGACUGAGCCACCGCCAGCCACUUUCCUCCUUAGAGUCCAGCUCCCACAGCCUGACCCUGGGGCCUCAGUGGCCACCACCCCAACCUGAGCUUUCCAGGAACUGAUUUCCAGUCAUCUGUACCAAACUGUGUAUCCCAACUUGGGAUUCAGAAAACAUAGGUCUGAAGGGGUGACCAAGUGUCCUGGUUUGCCCAGGGCUGAGGGAGUUCCUGGGACAUGGGACUCUCAGUGCUAAAACUGGGCAAGUCCCAGGUAACCCAGGACUGUUGGCCACUGGUGUGGUUCUCAGCCUGGGCUGCACAUAGUAUCACCUGGGGAGCUUUAAAAAAUCUUGGUGAAAAAAUAAAUACAAACUAAAAAAAAAUUUUUUUAAAUACCAA